GCUCCACUUGUUCACCUGCAUGGGGAGCUGAAUGUUCUUUGUAAAUUAUUAGCAAGAUCACAGUGAGCACACUGUCACAGAGCUCCCCAGGCAGAGACUCUUUUCUGGUGUUUCGCUUUGUUGGGUUUUUAUUUGUUUCUACCUGCCUCUGGAUGUGAAAGGAGCUUAGUGCUGGGCCUCCACCCCGGAGCUCUGGAGGCAGUGAGGCCAGUGCUGGUCAGCUGGUUAGCAUGCCUAGGAAAGUGGCCUGGGUGGCCUGGCCGCAGGCCUUCCCAGGAGUGGGAGAUGAAGAGCAGAUUAACUCACCAGGAAUCCCUCGCUCGUCAUCAAGCAGACUUGUUGCUCCUCACGCUGAAUGUACCUGAUGGCGAGUUACCCUUCAGGAGAAGGGCGAGUGUUGCUGUCCUUACGUGGAAAGGCCAAGGCGUGGAGCACUACACAGCGAGUCUCCUAAUCCAUGGAUAAGGUGGGGAAGAUGUGGAAUAACUUCAAAUACCGCUGUCAGAAUCUCUUCGGCCACGAGGGAGCGAGCCGCAGUGACCAUGUGGACAUGAACUCCAACAGGUGUCUGUCGGUCAAAGAGAAGGGCCUCGGCGCCGGGGAGCCGGCUCCUCAGCAACAGAGCAGCCCCCUGCGGGAAAAUGUCGCCUUACAGCUGGGCCUGAGCCCCGCGAAGGGCUCGGCCCGGAGAAGCCAGAACUGUGCCGCGGAGAUCCCGCAGAUAGUUGAAAUAAGCAUCGAGAAGGAGAACGAGGCGUGCGCGGCCGCUGGGCCGAGGCUUGCGCGCAGAGAUUCCUACUCGCGGCACGCCCCGUGGGGAGGGAAGAAGAAACAUUCCUGUUCCACCAAGACCCAGAGCUCGCUGGAGAGCGACAAAAAGGUCGGGCGGACUCGGGGCGGGCUCCCGAGGCGAGAGCGGCGCUGCGGGCUGAGCGCGGGGCACGACGCCGAUGGCGUGUCCGGCAGGGCCGUGGGGAGCCGCUCGCUGAGACAGAGGCUGCAGGACACCGUGGGCCUGUGCUUCCCCGUGAGGACGGACCACAAGCAGCCAAAGCCCCUCUUCUCCAACAAAAGGAAGAUCCAUCUCUCUGAACUCAUGCUUGAGAAGUGCCCUUUCCCUGCGGGCUCCGACCUAGCGCAGAAGUGGCACCUGAUCAAACAGCACACGGCGCCCGUGAGCCCGCACUCCGCUCUCUUCGAUACCUUCGAUCCGUCUUUGGUUUCUACAGAAGACGAGGAAGACCGGCUUAGAGAGAGACGACGGCUCAGCAUCGAAGAAGGGGUGGACCCCCCUCCCAAUGCCCAGAUCCACACCUUCGAGGCCACGGCGCAGGUGAAUCCGCUGUACAAACUGGGACCAAAGCUAGCUCCCGGGAUGGCUGAAGUGAGCGGGGACGGCCCUGCAGCGCCUCAGGCCAGCUGCGACCCAGAAGAGGACACCACCACCCUGUGCUUGCAGUCUCGCAGGCAGAAGCAGCGUCAGGUGUCUGGGGACAGCCAUGCCCACGUGAGCAGGCAGGGCGCUUGGAAGGUGCACACCCAGAUCGAUUACAUACACUGCCUCGUGCCCGACCUGCUUCAGAUUACAGGGAAUCCCUGCUACUGGGGCGUGAUGGACCGCUACGAGGCAGAGGCGCUGCUCGAAGGGAAGCCGGAAGGCACGUUCUUGCUCAGGGACUCGGCGCAGGAGGACUACCUCUUCUCCGUGAGCUUCCGCCGCUACAACCGCUCCCUGCACGCCCGCAUCGAGCAGUGGAACCACAACUUCAGCUUCGAUGCCCACGACCCGUGCGUGUUUCACUCCUCCACUGUAACAGGACUUCUAGAACAUUACAAGGAUCCCAGCUCCUGCAUGUUUUUUGAGCCCUUGCUGACGAUCUCCCUCAAUAGGACUUUCCCCUUCAGCCUGCAGUACAUCUGCCGGGCGGUGAUCUGCAGGUGCACCACGUAUGAUGGCAUCGAUGGGCUCCCUUUACCGUCCAUGUUGCAGGAUUUUUUAAAAGAGUAUCAUUAUAAACAGAAAGUUAGGGUCCGCUGGUUAGAACGAGAGCCAGUUAAGGCGAAGUAAGCCCGCCUGCUCCCCCCAGGGCGUUCGCUAGGCCUGCUUCCGUGUGCGUCUCGCAGUAGGGCUGUAGCCAGCGCAGGAUCGGUGCCAGGUGCUCCCACACGGUGUGUAGACGUAGUUAGCUUCUGUCAGGUGCCGUCUUCUGUUGCUCAGAUAGGCGCGGUGCCUGUUGAAACAGCGGAGGAUCCAGCUACAGGUGAUCAGUAAGGUUACAGAAACUUUUUGCCGAUUUAGCUAACAGGUUGGGUUUUUAAUGGCUGUAGUAUUUUGAGGGAGGCAACUCUGGGGCAUUUGCUAUGAAGAAUUCUAUUUCUUACUGAAGAACAAAUUAUUAAUAUUGGAUGAGUAUUUCAACAGUGUAACUAAUGUUUGAAAUUAUUUUUUCUAAGAGUUUUUCUAUAACCUUCCAAAAGUAGUGAUGUUUGUAGUUACUAUAAGUCAAGCUUUGGAAGUCCAACAAAAUUUAAAAAAAAUACCUGCCUUCCUUUUAGAAAAAAAAAUGCAAUUUUCUGGCCACAAGGGCAUAGUGCAGUUCACUUAGGUGUUGAUGGAGUUAAUAGUCAGUCUCCUUUUAUCUUCUGCAAAAGGUCCUGCUAAGUAAACCAGGUUUUCUAAGUAGUUAUUCUUAAAAUUUCAGACUUAGAAAGUUAGUAGUAGAAUUUUAUUUAAAGGCCCUAGGUAUUACUUUUUUGAAUGAGUGCUCUAACUUAAAAACAAGCGUUUGGCAUAGCUGCCGCAGUGUACUGCAUGUGAUCCUAAAAUUUUAAGUUGACAUACGCAGUCUAAUAUUUGCUUCCUUAAAAAGUUGGAUCUUCUCCCAUGCCCACGAUAAGUUUGUAAACCAUGAAGAAAAUGAGAGUAGAAGAUGCCCAAACAAGUCAGAGAAUAGUCACUUCAGUGGUUGCUGGUGUUGAGACUAUGGUUAAACUGUAAUUAAUAAUUUGGAUGGCAGUAUUUAUCUCUUUGUUAUAAAGUCUCAUAGCUGAAUUGCUUAAGUAUAAUUUAUAGGAUUGCAGUGCAGUUAAUUCUUAAUGGAAAAAUCUGAAACCUACAUUGCUGAUUGAAAAGGUACUGUACAACCAUUGUAUCUGUAAAUAACUUUACUUAGCACCUUUUCAUCACUUAGACUAGUACGUAAUACAACUUGAGUGAGCUCCUUUGGAAGUAAUACCAAGUUCUAGUGUUUGCUUCUUAGUAUCGAACUGAAUUUCCAGUUCUGUCCUAGACAUUUUGCACUAAAGUAGCCGAGUCCAUUUUUGUGUCUUUCUGUUGGUGUGCUCUGGCCACUGGUGAGCGCUCCCUGGCUCCUCGCCAGCCGCUGCAGAGAGGUGUUCUGCGUCCCUCUGGCUGCUGCCAAGGCUACAAGAGAGGAGGCGCAGCUGUAUGCAACUCGAACCUUUUGACUGCUGAUGUGUGUUUCUGCUUGCCGUGCCUUGUUGGGGCUGCUUCCUUGUGCUAAUAAAGUAUGUUUGGUGUUCUCCUUGUAGAUCUGCUGUUUUAUACAUUUGCAACAGUUUGUCCUGUACAUGGAAUGGUUUGGGGGUUUUUAAAAUAAGCAUUACCUGACAAACUACUAUAGUUAAUGUGGAGUUACUGUACAGUCUAAUACUGACGUAUCAGAAUAAGCUGAGUCUAAAUUUGAUGCUCCACAGCUUUCCAGUCAUAAUCGUGUAUGCUGUGGAACAGUGUCUGUAGUUACUGCAAAUUACUCUACAGCUGAGGUCAUUACCAAAAAUUAGCAGAGAAAUAAUACACCUAUUGAUUUCUCUACAGUAAGUGAAAAACUGAAGCUACCAAUGACGUAUCCUAGUCAGUGAUUAUCUGUAGUGUCCCACUGCAUCAGAACCAGGUUAAACAAGGUCUUGUGAACUAAUAGUACAUCACCAUUUAUUGGUGGUUUGGGGACCAUCGUAAUCGAUAAUAAAUGCCCAAAAUGUAGAACUUUAACCAAAGACGUGUCCAUUUUAUCAAAGAAUGGGGAUUGAGGGGACUUAGAAUUUCUGUAUUUCUAGUAGAAGUCCCUGAACAACAUAUACCAAAGUGAUUGAGAACUUCAUCCAAACCUACUUUAAAGCAUUAUGUGCAAUGAAGUUGUUAUGACAUAAUUAUGUUGCAUAAUUGUUGGGUCCGUUUUCUUGAGCUUAUAUUGUACCUGGAAAACAAACCUCUUGGGGGAAAAGUUGCCCAUGCUGAUUUACUGGAAAAGGACUAUAUAUGCAAGCAAGAUCGGGUUGGAGAGAGGUCACUUGAAACUCCAAGAAAGCACUUGAUGUUUUUAUAUGCUUGUAGCAAAUUGAUGUUCUAACUAGUUUUAUAGAAAGUAUUAAUGCUUUUAUGUAUUUCAGAACUUUCAUAUGUUACAUGGAAAUUGUUUUAAAUGUGUAACUAUAUGAGUUCAUGUAAGCAUGUAUACACUGUGCUAAGUCACUUAUGUUUCAGUUUGUGUAUAAUAUUAAUAUGCAACUUCUGGUUUAAAUUUUUUUCUUAAAAUAUUAGUGGCUUACAUUUUAAAAAAAGAAAAAAUCACCAGCAUGAAAUUACACAUAAAUCUAUAUUCA
Molecule: messenger RNA, 4623 nt
Organism: Lepus europaeus (European hare)
Lineage: Eukaryota; Metazoa; Chordata; Mammalia; Lagomorpha; Leporidae
Gene: SOCS5
Product: suppressor of cytokine signaling 5
Exons: 2
Coding region: 458-2068 (536 amino acids)
Biological process (GO): positive regulation of proteasomal ubiquitin-dependent protein catabolic process; epidermal growth factor receptor signaling pathway; intracellular signal transduction
Cellular component (GO): phosphatidylinositol 3-kinase complex
Molecular function (GO): 1-phosphatidylinositol-3-kinase regulator activity
Source: RefSeq, a predicted model, not a curated record